GAAAUUAUGCCCAUGGUUGCCAUGUUGUAUCCUCAAACUAGUCCCUGCCAACAACAUGACUGUAAACACGGAGUUUGCUUUCAACCGAGUGGUGCUUCUGAUUAUAUCUGCAAAUGCUCGCCUGGAUUUACGGGAAAAAGGUGCGAAUCUCUAUCUAGUGUGAGUUUUCGUGAAGGAUCCUUUCUAGAGUUUGAUCCUCUUCAUACUAAACCAAAGUGCAAUAUCACAAUAACGUUUGCAACGCAGCAAGAUUAUGGUGUUAUGGUCUACAAUGGUGAAUUGCAACAUUUAGCAGUAGAACUCUUCCUUGGUAGGAUUCGAGUGAGCUACUAUGUUGGAAACUAUCCAGUUUCUACCAUGUUUAGUUACGCAACAGUUACGGAUGGUAAAUAUCACACGGUGGAAUUAAUUUUAAUUAAAAAGAAUUUUACAAUGAGAGUAGACGGAGGCAUUUCAAGAAGUAUCAUUAACGAAGGCCCUAAUGAGUAUCUAGAAGUGAGAAGUCCAUUUUAUAUCGGUGGAGUCGACGAAGACAUUGGUAAAAAGGCUCUGAAACAGUGGCAUCUUCGAAAUAUUUCAAGCUUUAAAGGUUGCAUGAAGGAAAUGUAUUUAAAUGGUAAGCAUUUAGAUAUUAUGGUGGCAAGAAGGCAACAAAGAGUUUCACCAGGAUGUUCCGAAUACGAUGAUCCAAAACCUUGCAAGAAUCACAUGUGCCAAAAGGGAAAUUGUGUACAAACAAAUAAACAUAGUUACGAAUGCCGUUGCCAUAAAGGUUGGAGUGGUCCUUUCUGCGAUCAAGGUGAUCAAAAUAUUAAUAUAAUAGUUAGUUAUUAA
This is a messenger RNA of Centruroides sculpturatus (bark scorpion), 834 nucleotides long. RefSeq names its product protein slit-like. The record is from RefSeq and is a predicted model, not a curated record. Bases 7 to 834 code for a protein of 275 amino acids. NCBI's taxonomy places the organism in Eukaryota, Metazoa, Arthropoda, Arachnida, Scorpiones, Buthidae. The transcript has 2 exons.